UGAGCAUCCUGAAAGAAGAAAAUUUCCAAGGGUUUAAACUGCCGUCGAGUGAGAUUCGGGUUCUUGCAUAUGCAGACGACGUGGCCUUCUUUUGUACUGAUAAAAAGAGUGUUAAGACUGCUCUCGCAAUUACAGAAGAAUUUUGUGCGGCUUCUGGUGCCAGCAUUAACUUUGAAAAAAGUUCAGGUUUUUGGUUUGGACUAUGGGCCACAAUGCCAUCACAUUACGCAGGCAUUCAAUGGAAAAAUGAUCUGUGCUAUUUAGGUGUACCUCUCUCGCAGUAUAGAAAUAGCAACAGUCAUUGGUCGGGGGAAGUAGGGAAAAUACAAAGUAAAGUGAAUUCAUGGCGAGGACGGAAUUUGUCAAUGUUCAGUCGUGCUGAAGUGUGCAACGUGUUUUUAGUUUCCCGUCUCAUGUAUGUGCUGCAAGUACUGCACUGCUCAAGACUUCGUAUUCAGGCACUGCAUCGCGUAUUUGCAACAUUUAUUUGGAGCUCGCGUUGCGAAUCCAUGCGGCGCGAUAAUCUGUUCGUCCCUCUUGAACGAGGUGGUUUAGGAUUAGUCCAUCUCUUCGUCAGGCAAAUUGUUCCUCGUCUGUUUUUCUUUCGAGACAGUGAUCAUCCCUUUUUGCGUGAAAUGUUACAGCUCCGAUUAGCUCAUUAUCUUCCUGAUAUAGUAGUGUCAUCAGAUGCCAAAGAUGUCACACAGGCUCCUUGGGGCUUUCUCAAGGAGGUUGUGGAUUCAUUCCUUUUCUUGAAAGUUAGAUUCAGCCUGGAGUACAUUUUUACUGCGAGUCGAAAAGAAAUUUCUGCUGCACUGGUGUAUUCGAUUUUCCCAGAUCCUUUGUAUCGUGCACCUUAUUUAAAUCAGCCUUAUCAGGAUGUACUUAGGCGGGUCCGUAAAAUGUGUAUACCUCCUGGAGCUAAAACAUUUUUCUUUAAACUGCAUACGGAAACACUUCCUGUUAAAACCUGGUUGAAGGCGAGGGGCUGCUUCGUGCCAUGGUCCACGAACUGUCGACUGUGUCCACGUGCUGAAACUAUAGAUCACUGUUUUAUAGACUGUACAGAUGCUAUAUUUUUCUGGGACAUUCUCCAACGGACGCUUAAAAAGGACAUUGACAUCACUCCAUACGCAAUUAGAUUCCUACCGUUUACGAUUAGUGGCGGUCCUCCCUAUGACAUGUUCGUAGUACUGGGUUUGUAUAGCCUAUGGAGAGCUAGAAUGUGUGAUCGCCAUGCCGAAAGCCCGCGAUCUACAAGAUCAUUCUUUCAAGAAAGUGCAGCUUAUAUAAGAAGUGUGUACGCCGUGCAGGAACCUCCGCCUGACUGGAUGCACUUGUUGGACGCAUGUGUGUGUUUGCCCGAGUUUUAAGUGUGUAGCUA
Dermacentor silvarum is the source of this 1384-nucleotide messenger RNA. RefSeq lists its product as uncharacterized. The record is from RefSeq and is a predicted model, not a curated record. Bases 213 to 1373 code for a protein of 386 amino acids. NCBI's taxonomy places the organism in Eukaryota, Metazoa, Arthropoda, Arachnida, Ixodida, Ixodidae. The transcript has a single exon.